Molecule: messenger RNA, 1647 nt
Organism: Peromyscus maniculatus bairdii (prairie deer mouse)
Lineage: Eukaryota; Metazoa; Chordata; Mammalia; Rodentia; Cricetidae
Gene: Smim3
Product: small integral membrane protein 3
Source: RefSeq, a predicted model, not a curated record
CUUCUCAAAUGAUGGAUCUCAGAUGACAUCCCAUUGACACACAUUCUCUGUUCUAUUCAGCCUGUGACUUCACACUGACUCUGACUCAGCAAAAAUAAUUUCUUUUCAUCUUUAAGCAAUUCUUUUUUUUUGUAGAAGGUAGAGCAAAGAAUGGAAGGAAGGAACCUCAAAAUUUUACAUGGAGUGACAAGAUAGGCCUUCUGAAAAGGUUAGAUUUGAGCAAAGAUGGAAGAAAAUAGAAGUUGAAACAAGUAGAUAAUAGAGAAAGGGUAUUCUAGACAGAGGCUGAUCCAAAUCUCAAAGGUCCAAAGGAUCAAUAGCAAAGAGGGCCGACAUGGAUGCUAUCAGCCAAUCACCUGUGGAUGUCCUCCUUCCCAAGCACAUCCUGGAUAUCUGGGCCAUUGUCCUCAUCAUCCUGGCUACCAUCGUCGUCAUGACCUCCUUGUUUCUCUGCCCGGCCACUGCAGUCAUCAUCUAUCGAAUGCGGACUCAUCCGGUUCUCAAUGGGGCUGCCUGAGACCAUUGAAAGUGGGAUGGCGUGUGAUAAGGACACAGGUCUCUCCCCCAGCCUGUUCUCAGAGAGACAGCGGGGAAGACGCAGGAGUUGGACUUGCAUUUUAGUUUUGAUUCUGCAGCUGGCUGACAGUGUGGAUUUGACCAAGGGACCUAACGCUGUGGGUACCAAGCUCCUUAGCUUUCAACCAGGGGUCAUGGUCCCUGCCUCCCGCUUCCCAGGGUUGAGAAUCAUGUGACUUAAUGGAAGUGAAUGCUGUUGGUGAGCAGUGAAGCCACACAGAUGUGUGCCGUGCAGUGAGAAGCUUUGCAGACCCAAAGAUCCUUGAAGCUGCUGACGGUAAAGGAGGUGAGGGAGACUGGGAAAGAGCAGCUUUGGCCAGGGCCCCUCGCACCAAACCGUGCAAGUCUACCCCAUCCUCAGCAAAUCAAACUCUUGAUUUGUGAAACUUCUUCCAUUUUUCUCUGUUGGGGAGAAGGAGCUGGUAUGGCAGAGAGAGAGAGAUGAGCACAAGUUUCAAAAGCGUCUCUGCCAAUCUCUGCCCCGUGUAACCCGAAGGAGAACUUUGCUGUAAUUUCACAGUGCCCAAGGAGCCGGUGCAGUGACUCGCUUUCCGCACCGAGUCUCACGUCUCUGUUGGCUUUGAUGCUCAAGCAGUGUUGGAAAUGCAGGGUGGCUGAGUUUUCUGACCAGCAUUCCAGCCCCUUUGUGUGUCCCCCCCCCCAGGAGAGAAUUUCCCUCUGCCUGAACUUUGUUGUCGUUAGCUUCGUGUUUUUGUUUAGUCAUUUUUUUUUUGUGGCACUGGAGAACUUGGGGCCGUGUUCUGUCACUGAGUUACAAGCCCUUCUGUCAGCCAUCUAAAGUACUUAUUAUUUUAAGAGAUUUCCCAGGACUCUUGAACCUGACUCAAAACAACGAUGGUUAUUUUAGAUGCUAUGGUUUAUAUUUAUAUAGAGAUAUUUCUAGACUAUUAAAGCUUGCCCUUUGAUACCCAAGUCAGGGGCAUCUUGGGAUCUAUUGUUAUGUAAGAAGAUAGCAUAGAUAUUAGGAUAGUAUUGUGUCAAAUGAUGCUUACUUUGAUCUUACUUCAUUGAUGUAUGUAUCCAAUUUCCAAUAAAGUGCCGCACUGAGCA